Vicia villosa (hairy vetch) is the source of this 768-nucleotide messenger RNA. RefSeq lists its product as uncharacterized. The transcript is spliced from 5 exons. Lineage: Eukaryota; Viridiplantae; Streptophyta; Magnoliopsida; Fabales; Fabaceae. The record is from RefSeq and is a predicted model, not a curated record. Bases 1 to 768 code for a protein of 255 amino acids.
AUGCUCGAUGGAAUUUUGGUGGCAAAUGAAUUGGUGGAUUACGCUAGAAGAGAAGGGAAAGAUGGUUUUGUUUUCAAGGUAGAUUUUGAGAAAGAUUAUGAUAAGGUGAGUUGGAAGUUUUUUAGAUUUAUGUUAAAGAAUAUGGGUUUUAGCGAUGUGUGGAUGCAUUGGAUGGAAGCUUUGUUUUUUUCUAGUAAGAUUGGAAGGUUUGAGGAGGUUGAUAAGAAAGGCCGUGGCAAAUGGAGGUUUACGGGUUUUUUAUCAAUGGGAAUUGUUUCGUCGAUAUUCUUCAAUUUUGCGGAUGACACUUUGGUGGUGGGAGACGAUAGUUGGAAACACUUAUGGGAUAUUAAGGAGGUGUUUAGAGGUUUCAAAAUUUUGUCGGGCCAAAAGGAAGAUUCGGAGUUCAUCUUCCUUGGAAUUCUUAUUGGCUCUAAUCCUAGAAGACAUUUUAUGUGGAGAGGUCUUCUUGUUAAAGUUAAGAAUCGGUUAGAUGCGUGGAAGGGUAGUUUGGCAGAGAGAAAAAAGAUCCAUUGGGUGAGUUGGAGAGAUGUUUGUCUCCCGAUUGAUAGAGGCGGGCUUGGAAUCAAGAGGAUUGAUGAUUUCAAUGUGGCGCUCCUUCAAAAAUGGAGGUGGAGGAUUUUGGCUGAAUUUGACGCUUUGUGUUCUGAAGGAUGCGGCAGUGACGUGUAUGGGAGGUUGUCGCAGAGUCUACAGAAUGCAGCAGCAUCGGCAUCUCAUCUUCAGGCUCUGUUUAUGGUUUGGUAG